This is a messenger RNA of Penicillium brevicompactum, 579 nucleotides long. Its product is annotated as cupin domain-containing protein. The transcript has a single exon. NCBI's taxonomy places the organism in Eukaryota, Fungi, Ascomycota, Eurotiomycetes, Eurotiales, Aspergillaceae. The coding region runs from base 1 to 579 and encodes 192 amino acids. The record is from RefSeq and is a predicted model, not a curated record.
AUGACCGACAAAACCCCCAAAAACAUCCGUCCUCUCAACCGCUUCAUCACAACCCACGAUGAAGCCGGCAAAGCCAUAUUCUCCUCAACCCUACCCGAAACAAUGCCGGUACAGAAGAUAGGAGAUGGAGCAGACUUCAGUCUAGCCUAUACAACUUCUGAAUUUCCCGCUCAGCUGAGCGACGAGACCGACGUGACCAACUACCAAAGCUACCUGUCUAGCCCACCGGGUAUCGUCGUGUCAGGCGGCACGGUGUGUCGAAUCGUGGACAUGCAGCCUGGUGCAACAAGUCCAAUGCACCGAACUGUCUCGUUGGAUUAUGGUGUUGUACUGGAGGGUGAAGUUGAGCUUGUGUUGGAUUCUGGUGAAGUGAGGCUGCUUAAGAGAGGGGAUGUUGCUGUGCAGCGUGGAACCAACCAUGCUUGGCGUAAUGUUACGCCCGAUGUUCUUGUUGAUGGUGUUAGCGUUCCUCAAUGGGCCCGCAUGAUGUAUGUGCUUCAGCCGUCUAGUGAGAUUUUGGUGGAGGGGAAGCCUUUGAAGGAGGUUGUUGAUGGCAUCGGUGUCAGAAGUAGUACUUGA